This is a messenger RNA of Neltuma alba, 710 nucleotides long. RefSeq lists its product as uncharacterized. Bases 62 to 334 code for a protein of 90 amino acids. The record is from RefSeq and is a predicted model, not a curated record. The transcript has a single exon. Gene Ontology annotation, biological process: negative regulation of cell population proliferation. NCBI's taxonomy places the organism in Eukaryota, Viridiplantae, Streptophyta, Magnoliopsida, Fabales, Fabaceae.
ACUCUGUUUUGCUACUCUCACUCUAUCUCCUGACCUUAUUCCCUGUUUCGCUCUGUAAUCCAUGGCUGCUUCUGCGAAUUCGUGUGGUGCGGAUAGUGUGCCUCCCUUCUACUUCGACGAGAAGUGGAAGUUGUCCAAGAAAGAGGCUUCUUCUAGAAGCCGCUCUUCUCUUUCUUCUUCUUCGUCUUUCAUGAAGAAUUCGAGCACCACUCAGAGGCGGUGUGCGUUCGCCAGAAAGUGCGCGAGGCUCGUGAAGGAACAGAGGGCUCGAUUCUACAUCGUGAGGCGCUGCGUCAUUAUGCUUAUCUGCUGGCGCGACUAUGGCGAUUCUUGAAGACGCAGCUAAGAAAGGCGAUUUCCGAGAGAUACUCGCAACAGAAAAGUCUAUCUCUCUCUCCCCACCUCCUUUUUCCAGAUCCUUGACGAGGAAAGACUCGGAAGAGAUUAUACACCUGUACAUAUAAAGUUCUUUUUCUUUCUCUCUUUGUUUUUCUCAGGUGGUUUAGGCUUGGAAUAGAAACUUUUUUUCCUUCUUUUUUUCUUUUAAAGGGCUCUGAACCUCCAUUGACGGAGGUUUCUUGGUGGUGGUAGUGUUAAUAGUGCUAUAGAAGAGGGACUAGAAUGAAGGAAUUUAUGAAUUAACAUACAGUUUUGUUUGGUGCUUAAUCUUCUUGGCUUUAUUGUGAUACUGUGGAGUUGAAUUUGUGGCA